AUGGCCGUCUUCAUCCGAACAAUGUUUUCGUCAUCUGUUGGCACAACAUAUAUUUUGCUAAUGUGUGGUAAAGGAGUACCACCUCCCCGUCCUCAGUCUUUGGCCAUCCUAUGUAGCACCAACAGCAACCAUGGGACGCUACGUGUUCAUAGGGGCUGUCAUGGGGCUGUCACUCUUGGCCGUUGUGGAGAGCGCACGACCUUUAACCUGAAGCUCCGGUCCACAUCCGGUCCACAGCCUCGACCUCGCCCUCUCACCAGCAGGUGUUUCACGCCACUCAGUGCCGAAUGGCUCUCUGAUGGGACUGCAGGCUCCCCUCGUUCCCUGUUCUCUUACACAGCCCACGUGUACGUAAGUCUCAGAGUCCGGAAUGGAGAUCAAGAAUUGGCCGGCAGACAGGUUCCGCUCGCCCGAGGACACCCGUACCGAACACAAAAGAUUCCAGAUGGCGCUGGGCACCCCCUACCCUGUCCUCCAUUUAGAGAACCCACUUCAACUAUUACCCAAAGCUUUGCCCUGCAUGCUGGAUCACUACCUGACGAUCCUUCAGCCGACCACAAGCAGCAGCAAGACAAGGACCGCCUAGCUAGAUAUAUAUAUAUUACUCCUGGGUAUGAAUAUAAACUGUAUCCGGCUGUUGUAGCCUUGUCCUCACGAGUAUGGAGCCACCUCUUAGCCGCUAUUGUUCACAGGUCUGCUUCGACCCUGAAAACAACCAUAAUCUCUACAGAAAAUAUAAAUACAACCACAGAGCAAUCAACCACCGCCAUGCUUAUCACAAGCACCGUGCCACAAACAACUACUGUCCCACAAAGAACAACAGUGCCACCAACAACUGCAGCGUCAACAACAACAGUGACACCAGCUAUCACAACAGGGAUACCAAUCACCACUGAGCCACCAACAGUGCCACCAACAACCACUGUUCCGCCAACAGAGCCACCAACAACCACAGUACCGCCAACAGAACCACCAACAACCACAGCACCGCCAACAGAACCACCAGCAACCACAGUACCGCCAACAGAGCCACCAACAACCACAGUACCGCCAACAGAACCACCAACAACCACUGUUCCGCCAACAGAGCCACCAACAACCACAGUACCGCCAACAGAGCCACCAACAACCACAGUACCGCCAACAGAACCACCAACAACCACAGUGCCGCCAACAGAGCCACCAACAACCACAGUACCGCCAACAGAGCCACCAACAACCACUGUUCCGCCAACAGAGCCACCAACAACCACAGAACCGCCAACAGAGCCACCAACAACCACUGUUCCGCCAACAGAGCCACCAACAACCACAGAACCGCCAACAGAGCCACCAACAACCACUGUUCCGCCAACAGAGCCACCAACAACCACAGAACCGCCAACAGAGCCACCAACAACCACUGUUCCGCCAACAGAGCCACCAACAACCACUGUUCCGCCAACAGAGCCACCAACAACCACAGUACCGCCAACAGAACCAUCAACAACCACUGUUCCGCCAACAGAGCCACCAACAACCACUGUUCCGCCAACAGAACCACCAACAACCACUGUCCCGCCGACAGAGCCACCAACAACCACAGAACCGCCAACAGAGCCACCAACAACCACAGUGCCGCCAACAGAGCCACCAACAACCACUGUUCCGCCAACAGAGCCACCAACAACCACAGAACCGCCAACAGAGCCACCAACAACCACAGUGCCGCCAACAGAGCCACCAACAACCACUGUUCCGCCAACAGAGCCACCAACAACCACAGUGCCGCCAACAGAGCCACCAACAACCACAGUGCCGCCCACAGAGCCACCAACAACCACUGUUCCGCCAACAGAGCCACCAACAACCACUGCUCCGCCAACAGAGCCACCAACAACCACUGUACCGCCAACAGAACCACCAACAACCACAGUGCCGCCAACAGAGCCACCAACAACCACAGAACCGCCAACAGAGCCACCAACAACCACAGCACCGCCAACAGAGCCACCAACAACCACUGUUCCGCCAACAGAGCCACCAACAACCACAGAACCGCCAUUAGAGCCACCAACAACCACAGAACCGCCAACAGAGCCACCAACAACCACAGCUCCGCCAACAGAGCCACCAACAACCACUGUUCCGCCAACAGAGCCACCAACAACCACAGUGCCGCCAACAGAGCCACCAACAACCACUGUUCCGCCAACAGAGCCACCAACAACCACAAUGCCGCCAACAGAGCCACCAACAACCACAGUGCCGCCAACAGAGCCACCAACAACAGGGGUGCCAACCACCAUAGUACCAGAAACUAUAUCGCCAACAAGCACUAUUCCUCCAACAGCCACAGUUCCACCUACAACAACCUCACCUCCAACAGCGGUUUCUACAGAGUUCCCUGCUGCUGCCACCACAUUUGCUGUUACGCCCCUGUUGACGGUGUCAGAGGUACCACCAUCUGCAAAUGCUCUUGUUGAUCGAGUUCAUGGCUCCUGCUGCCAGACCACUCCGUCUGAUGACUUCUUGGAGACCUCUAGGCCCAUGGGCUUCACCACAUUGCUAAAUUAG
Molecule: messenger RNA, 2556 nt
Organism: Penaeus monodon (black tiger shrimp)
Lineage: Eukaryota; Metazoa; Arthropoda; Malacostraca; Decapoda; Penaeidae
Product: mucin-2-like
Exons: 6
Coding region: 1-2556 (851 amino acids)
Source: RefSeq, a predicted model, not a curated record